AUGUAUAAGACGAGGGCUCCGGCGUCGUCAUCGACCGUCUCGGUCGAGCAACCACUUGCCAUGACCACGACCACCACCUCCGCCACCACAGACCUGCCAGACAUGCGCGGGCUGUCACUGUACCAGCGGAAAUGUACCCUCAUCAACCGCGCGAUUGAUGCGUACGGCAUGGGCCGGUACCAGUGGUGCGUGUGGCUGUUGUGCGGCUGCGGCUACUUUAUCGACCUGCUCUGGGCGCAGGCCUUUGGCCUCGUCUUGAGCCCGCUGCAGCAGGAGCUGGGCUUUGGCAAUGGCCAGUCGGGUAACAUUGCCACCAGCUUCAACGCCGGGCUCACGGUCGGUGCCAUUUUCUGGGGCUUCAUGGCGGACAUUGUCGGGCGACGGUGGGCAUUUAACCUGACAUGUCUCAUCUCCUCGGUGUUUGGCCUCUGUCUCGGCGCCUCGAACAGCUACCCGACGUUUCUCGUGCUCACGGCCUUUGUCGGCUUCGGCGUCGGCGGCAACAUCCCCGUCGACUCGGCCAUUUUUCUCGAGUUUGUACCGCGCAACCGCCGCUUCCUGCUGGCGUGCCUGUCGCUUUUCCAGCCACUCGGCGUCAUCGUCUCGAGCGCCAUGGCCUUUGGCUUCAUCCCCCACUACUCGUGCUCGCCCAACUUUUCCGAGCCGAACCCGCUGCCGUCGUGCCGCGGGGUCGUAGCGGUGGCGGGUACGUCGACGCGCUGCUGCGAGCGGGACAGCAACAUGGGCUGGCGCUACCUGCUCUUCACCACGGGCGCGCUCUCGCUGGCCGUCUUUGUGCUCCGCUUCGCCGUCUUCUCGUUCAAGGAGACGCCCAAGUUCUCCGUGUACGCCGGGCGCGACGACGAGGCCAUUGCCACGAUGCGGUACAUUACCGGCGGCAAGGGCAGCGACGGCUGCGGCGUUACGGCCGAGGCGUUUGCGGCGGUCGAGCGCGACUUCGAGACGGAAAUGAGCAGCAGUCGGAGCUCGCAGUCGAGCGUCCUGCUUCCGGGGGGCGAUGAUGAGCCCAGCAGCGCGUAUGCAAAGCUGGCCGACAGACUGUACCCGUACAAGGCCUUUUUCAGCAGCUGGGACAUGGCGCGCCUGACGCUGCUGGUCUGGCUGACGUACGCCAUGGACUUUUCGGGAUUCACCGUGGCAGGUUUCUACCUGCCGCGGAUCCUCGCGCUCAAGAACGGCGCCGCGAAUGUGAGUCUCCGAUUCACGUAUGCCGCCUACAUUUUCACGUACGCGCCGGGCAUCCUCGGCGUCUUGGGCGGCGCGUUCAUGUACAACGUGCCCACCCUGGGCCGCAAGUGGACCAUGGUCUUCUCCUCGGCCCUCAUGGGCACGUCCAUCUUCCUCCUGGCCACGGUGGACUCGGUGGCCAAGCGCGAGGGCCUGUUUGCGCUGGAGUACUUCUUCCAGUCCAUGUUCAACGCCGUCUUGUACGGCUGGACGCCGGAAGCGUUUCCGGCGCCGAUUCGCGGCGCCGCGUGCGGCAUCGCGGGGUUCUGGGGCCGACUGUUUGGCAUCGUCAGCCCCAUCAUUGCGCAGAGCCUGUAUGGCCGGGCGACGGACGGCAACGGCGGCGACGUGAAUGCCGUCUUGUACCUGGCUGGUGGCAUUACCCUGGGGUGUGUACUCAGCACGGCACUGUUGCCAUCCAAGCUCAUGGAGUCGGAUGACGAGACUGAUCGAUGA
Molecule: messenger RNA, 1704 nt
Organism: Cordyceps militaris CM01
Lineage: Eukaryota; Fungi; Ascomycota; Sordariomycetes; Hypocreales; Cordycipitaceae
Product: membrane transporter
Exons: 2
Coding region: 1-1704 (567 amino acids)
Biological process (GO): transmembrane transport
Cellular component (GO): membrane
Molecular function (GO): transmembrane transporter activity
Source: RefSeq, a predicted model, not a curated record